Molecule: messenger RNA, 4447 nt
Organism: Pomacea canaliculata
Lineage: Eukaryota; Metazoa; Mollusca; Gastropoda; Architaenioglossa; Ampullariidae
Product: ribosome biogenesis protein BMS1 homolog
Exons: 25
Coding region: 155-3580 (1141 amino acids)
Biological process (GO): maturation of SSU-rRNA from tricistronic rRNA transcript (SSU-rRNA, 5.8S rRNA, LSU-rRNA); endonucleolytic cleavage of tricistronic rRNA transcript (SSU-rRNA, 5.8S rRNA, LSU-rRNA); ribosome biogenesis
Cellular component (GO): nucleus; 90S preribosome
Molecular function (GO): GTP binding; U3 snoRNA binding; GTPase activity
Source: RefSeq, a predicted model, not a curated record
GAGGGCACUCUUAAAAUAUAUCCGUUCUUCCGGUCCAUGCUUGUGUUAGGCUGUAUACUGUAACAGAGUGAAUGAACACGUGCAUUUGUGAGCCCUGCAGUAUUUUGGUAAUAACCCAUCUUCAGAAGUUCAGUAAAGCGUAAAAGACGACAGCAUGGAAACUGAACAACAGCAGAAAAAGCAUCGAAGGAAACAGUCUGGAACCAAAGCAGAAAAGAAAAGUAAGAAAACGAAACAUGAACAGGAGCUGACAGCCAAACAGCGAAAUCCCAAGGCUUUUGCUAUUCAGUCGGUCAACAAGGCAGCAAAGCUCUUCCACAGGUCUCAAGAUGUCAAAACAAAAAAGAUACACAUUCCAUUGCCUGAUCGUUCAGUUCUUGAACCUCCUCCCAUUGUUGUUGGUAUAGUUGGGCCACCAAAAGUUGGCAAAACAACACUCCUACAUUGCAUUGUCAAGAACUUCACUAAGCAAAGGUUGAACAAUGUGCAAGGGCCAGUCACAGUAGUGUCAGGCAAACAACGUAGACUGACUCUGAUAGAAUGUUCAAAUGAUAUCACCAUGAUGAUUGACAUUGCCAAGGUUGCUGAUCUUGUACUUCUGCUUGUUGAUGCCAGCUUUGGGUUUGAAAUGGAAACCUUUGAGUUUCUAAAUAUAUGCCAGGUUCAUGGAUUUCCACGUGUUAUGGGUGUACUGACACAUCUCGAUAUGUUCAAGGACAACAAGCGCAUACGAAAAACAAAGAAGCGCUUGAAGAAUCGAUUUUGGACAGAAAUCUAUCAGGGUGCUAAACUGUUUUAUCUCUCUGGGAUGAUAAACCAGGAGUAUCAGCGUAUGGAAAUCCACAACUUGUGCCGCUUUAUAUCUGUCAUGAAAUUUCGACCUCUCACUUGGCGGUCCUCACACCCUUAUGUUCUUGCAGAUAGGGUUGAAGAUAUCACAAACCCAGAAGAAAUCCGUCAGAAUCCCAAAUGUGACAGGCGAGUGACAUUUUAUGGUUAUGUCCGAGGCAUUGCUCUCAAGAACAAACAAAGCAUUCACAUUGCAGGGGCUGGAGAUUUUAAAAUUGCUGAAGCAGAGAGCUUACCAGAUCCAUGUCCUACCCCUGAUAUGGAAAAGAGAAGAUCGCUGAACCAGAAGGAGCGAUUGCUAUAUGCUCCCAUGUCUGGUGUUGGUGGUAUCAUUUAUGACAAAGAUGCAGUUUACAUCGAUGUUGGUGGGAGCCAUUCCCAUACUGAGCAACCACAGGAAGCCUCACCAGCAAAUGAGCUCAUGUCUACACUCAAGGAAGCUAACCCAGUGGAUACCAAAAUGAAUGCAAGUCAACUGUCACUUUUCCAUAACAGCACGAAAAUAGCAAAUGAAUGCUAUGAUGAUGAGUCUGAAGAUAAAGAAAGUGAACAUAAGCUUCCGAGGGAAGAAGUCAUCCAGGAAGAGAAUGGUAGAGUGAGAAGACGCGCUGUGUUUGAUAAAAGUGAUGAUGAUGAGGAUAACAGUGAUGAUGACAAGGAUAACAGUGAUGAUGACGACAAUAAGGAAGAGAACAGCCAUGAUAGUGGCACAGAAGAGAGGGAGAGUGAAACUGAUGACGUGGAUGGUGACACCUACAAGGAUCAUGAUAAACCUCCAAAGAAGAAUCCAAAGAUUGAAAGUGAAAAACUGAUCUUUGCUGGUGAUUCUUCUUCUGAUGAUGAUGAGGAUGAUGAUGAUGGCGAUGACAAUGAAAGGAAUGAGGAGCUAGAGGAGGGGGAGAAAAUGUCAGAAAUUCCACUAUGGAAACAAAAUUUGACAGAAAAGGCAACUCUGUCAUUUAAUAAAUCACGGAGAACUAACUACCUGAAGUUAAUCUACGGACAAAGUGAUCAUGAGGAAGAAGAGGAUAGAGAAAAGGAAGAUGACCUUGGGGGUCUGUUUCGUAUGUUGAAGAGGAAGAGAGAGGCAGGAAGGGAAGAUUAUAAUAUCAAUCUUCUCGACAGCUCACGCUUCCCUACUGAAAGCUUAGACUGGGGUCAAGAGGAGGUGCGAGAGCGUAUUCGAGAUUGUUUCGAGUCAGGAACUUGGGAGAAGAGUGAAGAUGCAGCCGCUCGUUUAAAAGAAGAUGAUGAGCUGUAUGGCGAUUUUGAGGAUCUGGAGGUUGGAGAGAAACACCAGGCAAAGGAAGAUGAUGACAAAGAAGAAGUGGAAGCCAAUGAGACCGAAGGAGAGAAAAAAAGCAAAGCAGAAAUGACUGCCAUGGAAAUAAGGAUGCAGAAGAAAAGAAAAAUGAAAGAAAGUUUUGAUGAGCAUUAUGAUUCCAAGGGAGAUGAUGCCUUUUACACAGCAUGGAAGGCAGAAAUCGAAGAGCAGGCAAAGCUGAACAGGGCCGAGUUUGAAGAUCUCGGUGAAGAGAUGAGGGUAAAUUUGGAAGGGUUUCGCCCAGGACUAUAUAUUCGCAUGGAGCUUGAAAGAGUUCCAUGCGAAUUCAUAGAAUAUUUUAACCCGUCUUAUCCGGUGGUCAUUGGCGGGAUAAGCAACGUGGAAAACAAUAUUGGAUAUGUGCAGACUCGCUUCAAGAAGCAUCGCUGGUACAAAAAGACUUUAAAGACCAAGAAUCCUUUGAUUGUGUCUCUGGGCUGGCGGAGGUUUCAAACAAUACCUCUAUACAGCACGAAGGAUGACAAUAUGCGACAUAGGCUUCUAAAGUAUACACCAGAACACUUACACUGCCAUGCUUCUUUCUGGGGUCCAAUAACUCCACAAGGCAGUGGUUUCUUAGCUGUUGAAACUCUCGCUGAAGUUUCACGUGGCUUCCGAAUCGCAGGAACUGGGGUUGUGUUGGAACUUGACAAGAGCCUGCAGAUUGUUAAGAAAUUAAAACUGACAGGUUCACCCAGCACGAUCUUCCGAAAAACAGCCUUCAUCCAGGGAAUGUUCAACUCCUCCCUGGAAGUGGCGAAAUUUGAGGGGGCGACGAUAAAAACAGUCAGCGGUAUUCGGGGCCAAAUAAAGAAAGCCUUGAAAUCGCCCCCUGGUGCCUUUCGGGCUACUUUUGAAGAUCAAAUUUUGAAGAGUGACAUAGUGUUUGUAAGGACAUGGGUGCCAGUAGAAGUGCCAAGUUUCUACAACCCCGUCACAACUAUGCUGCAGAAGGACAAAUCACACUGGACUGGCAUGCGCACUUUGGGACAGCUGCGGCAUGAGCUAGGCAUUCCAGUCCCACAAUCCCAGGAUUCUUUAUACAGGCCUGCUGAAAGAAAAAGACACAAGUUUUCAAAGCUUGUGAUUCCGGAAACACUCCAGAAGGAACUGCCUUUCAAGAUCACCCCAAAGGAGUUCGCAUCCCAAACUGCUCCCAUCAAACGAAUAGCAGUAAUACGAGAACCACGAGAAUCAAAGAUUGCCAAGAUGAUGCACAUGCUAAAGACAGUCCACGAGCAUCGACAACGAACAGAGCAUGCCAAGAUGAGAGUGAGAGCUCACAAGCAUCAAAAGCAGAAGGAGUUGGAGGAGGAGAACAAGGCUAUGAAGCUGAAGAAAGCUCGUACUGAACUUUACCGGGUGCUUGGCAAAAUGGAGAGGACCAAAAAGAAGCACAAUAGAUGAUGGGGAUAGGGGUUUGGGGAUGGAAGGGAAACAGUUAUUUUUGUAAAGGAUGGGUGGGUUGAUGACAUGUUGACCAACAUCAAGAUGGACAUAAAACAAUCAGCAGAAGAUGUUUUCCUUCCACCGUUUGCCUUGGUGAAAGGAUCAGUGACAUUUCAGCUGAAAGAGAUUUCUACAGACGGAAGAAGAAUACACGGUGUCUCCACUACCCAAGCAACUCGUCCCUUAAGUGCGAGAAAUUCUGAUUUGUAGACAUAAGAAGCAGAUUUGUGUAAACAGAGAGAUUGCUGUAAACUUUUGUGUAAAUUGAAUAACACAUACAUGCAGUGCUGUCUUUACUAUAACACAGACACAAGCCCAGACACACAUCUUACAAAAUCAUUAAUGUAACUGCAGCGCAUUCCGUCUUCCCAUACCUCUGUAGAACUGGCAGGGAGACAAGCCAACAGACUUGUUCAUGUUGGAGCGGGUGCAUGUGGCUGGGUAGAGGUUGGAUGGUGUGUGCUUGUGAAGAGAGAAUUGUUGCAAGAGAUGAGGUGGAGGAUAUAAUCAGGCUUUAAGGGUUGUACUUUGUAAAGAACAUCUGCACUUGAAAUGCAAAGCACAAAAACAUUUGUGGGUGUGGAAUGUAUAUCUUGUUUUGAUAUCUUCAGGUGUCACUCUGCCUUAAGAUGUUGAAAAUAAACGAUGAAUAUUAUGCCUCGCAGGCCCAUUUCAGUUGCUGUUUUUAGUUUUACUUUCUUUGUUGACGCUGUUCAAAAGCAAUGGUUUACAUCCUCCAUUUUUCCUCUCCACUGCUCACAUGCGUUCCCAGAGGCUAAAAGCCCUUCAUGAGAUGCUGCUGAGGCUUGCUUUUUUGUUAGAAAG